Messenger RNA from Gracilinanus agilis (Agile Gracile Mouse Opossum), 3102 nucleotides. It is a transcript of the gene PREP, whose product is annotated as prolyl endopeptidase. NCBI's taxonomy places the organism in Eukaryota, Metazoa, Chordata, Mammalia, Didelphimorphia, Didelphidae. The record is from RefSeq and is a predicted model, not a curated record. Gene Ontology annotation, biological process: proteolysis. Gene Ontology annotation, cellular component: cytosol. The transcript is spliced from 15 exons. Gene Ontology annotation, molecular function: oligopeptidase activity; serine-type endopeptidase activity. The coding region runs from base 195 to 2327 and encodes 710 amino acids.
UGCUCCGACUGCCUGCCCGCUCACGGACGCUCGCUCCAGCCCGCUCCCGGUCUUCCCCAACCGACCCGUGCAAGGAAGCCUCCCCGUGCCAUACCGCACCCUCUGCCUCUGCCGCCGCUUCUCCCGCACCCCAGCUCUGCCAGGAGGGCCUUGUCCGCAACCUCUGCCCCUUUCCCGUCUGCCCUCCUACGGCCAUGCUGUCCUUCCAGUACCCCGACGUGUACCGCGACGAGACCGCGGUACAAGAUUACCAUGGGUCUAAGAUCUGUGAUCCCUAUGUUUGGCUUGAAGACCCUGAUAGUGAACAAACAAAGGCUUUUGUGGAGGCCCAAAAUAAGAUUACAGUGCCCUUCCUUGAGCAAUGCCCUGUUAGAGGCUUAUACAAAGAAAGAAUGACUGAAUUAUAUGACUAUCCAAAGUAUAGCUGCCACUUCAAAAAAGGAAAAAGGUAUUUUCAUUUUUAUAACACAGGACUACAGAACCAACGAGUAUUAUAUGUACAAGAUUCUUUAGACGGAGAAGCCAGGGUAUUCCUGGAUCCAAAUAAGCUUUCUGAUGAUGGCACUGUGGCUCUUCGAGGCUAUGCAUUUAGUGAAGAUGGUGAAUAUUUUGCCUAUGGUCUGAGUUCCAGUGGUUCAGACUGGGUAACAAUUAAAUUUAUGAAAGUUGAUGGACCGAAGGACCUCCCAGAUGUUCUAGAAAGAGUCAAAUUCAGUUGCAUGGCUUGGACCCAUGAUGGAAAGGGAAUGUUCUACAACUGCUACCCCAAACAAGAUGGGAAAAGUGAUGGCACUGAGACAUCCACAAAUCUUCACCAGAAGCUCUUCUACCAUGUUUUGGGGACCGAUCAAGCAGAGGAUAUUUUGUGUGCCGAAUUUCCUGAGGAGCCAAAGUGGAUGGGUGGAGCUGAGUUAUCUGAUGAUGGUCGUUAUGUCUUAUUAUCAAUAAGACAAGGAUGUGAUCCAGUGAACAGGCUGUGGUAUUGUGAUCUACAGCAGGAAUCCAAUGGCAUAACAGGAAUUUUGAAUUGGGUGAAAUUGAUAGACAAUUUUGAUGGAGAAUAUGAUUAUGUGACAAACGAAGGGACAGUUUUCACCUUUAAGACAAAUCUUCAUUCUCCUAACUAUCGGCUAAUCAAUAUUGACUUCAAGGAUCCAGAUGAAUCCAAGUGGAAAGUACUUGUUCCUGAACAUGAAAAGGAUGUUCUUGAAUGGGUAGCUUGUGUCAGGUCUAACUUUUUGGUGUUGUCCUACCUCCAUGAUGUAAAAAACAUCCUUCAGCUGCAUGAUCUUGCCACUGGUUCCCUCCUCAAGACAUUUCCACUAGAGGUUGGCAGCAUUGUGGGAUAUAGUGGCCAAAAGAAAGACACCGAAAUCUUCUAUCAGUUUACUUCUUUCUUAUCUCCAGGUAUUAUUUAUCACUGUGAUCUUACCAGAGAAGAGUUAGAGCCCAGAGUUUUCCGAGAGGUGACUGUGAAAGGAAUUGACGCUUCUGAUUAUCAAACCGUUCAGGUGUUCUACCCCAGCAGAGAUGGCACAAAGAUCCCUAUGUUCAUUGUCCAUAAGAAAGGAAUUAAAUUAGACGGUUCUCAUCCUGCUUUCUUGUAUGGCUAUGGAGGCUUCAAUAUAUCAAUUACACCAAGCUACAGUGUAUCCAGGCUUAUUUUUGUGAGGCACAUGGGUGGUGUGCUAGCAGUAGCUAACAUUAGAGGAGGGGGUGAAUAUGGAGAGACCUGGCACAAAGGUGGUAUCCUGGGCAAUAAGCAAAACUGUUUCGAUGACUUUCAAUGUGCUGCUGAGUAUCUUAUAAAGGAAGGUUAUACUUCGCCAAAGAGAUUGACUAUUAAUGGAGGCUCAAAUGGAGGACUUUUAGUGGCUGCUUGUGCAAAUCAACGCCCUGACCUCUUCGGUUGUGUCAUUGCCCAAGUUGGAGUAAUGGACAUGCUAAAGUUUCAUAAGUAUACCAUUGGCCAUGCCUGGACCACUGACUAUGGUUGUUCUGAUAGCAAAGAACACUUUGAAUGGCUUAGCAAAUACUCUCCGUUACAUAACAUCAGGUUACCUGAUGGGGAUGGAGUCCAGUAUCCCUCCAUGUUACUUCUCACUGCAGAUCAUGAUGACCGCGUGGUACCCCUUCACUCCCUGAAGUUCAUUGCCACCCUACAGUACAUUAUAGGCCGAAGCCGAAAGCAGACCAACCCUCUGCUCAUUCACGUUGAUACCAAGGCAGGCCACGGAGCAGGAAAGCCCACUGCGAAAGUGAUCGAGGAAGUCUCCGAUAUGUUUGCAUUUAUAGCACGGUGCUUAAAUAUCGAUUGGAUUGAAUAAAUGGGAUUCCCAGCUCCCAUUGUAUCCCCCAGAUCAACCUCAAGGGCUUUUAACCACCAUUUACACAGAGAAACCAAUGGGCAUAGUACUUAUAUUUGAAGAACACCGUUCCUACACGUCAAAACCACAGUUCAUUCUUCCAGUGACCCAAACUGCUGUGGGAAUUUUACCUUUUUUAGGCUUCUCCUUUUUAUCAUUCCCUGGGAGUGACUUUUUCUGCCAUAUUCAGACAUAUGUUUAAAAAGGGGGGGGGGGGAAGCAUGUUUGAACAAAAAGCUAACUUGCAGCAAAUGCUGUUGUGAAUACUUAGAUAUCCAGAGUUUUAAAGUGGUAGUCAAGCUUCCUAUAAACCUCAAUGUUAUUUGCUCCCAUAACCGUAUACAAGUCACCUGUAAGUAAACAAAAGAACUGUGAUAAUACAACAGAAUUUCUUUACAACCAUAAUAAAUGUUAUUUAAGAAUGGGAGACUUUAUUUCUGGUUCUUUAUAAAUUAUUGAUGGGAGGGGACACUAAAAUUCUACUUGGUGUGGAUUAGAUUAGUUUUCUCUCAAAAUAUAUGCCUUGCCCAGUUUUGCGACAAAUUCAUUUUCAGAAUAUCCUAAAUGUUUUCUAGUCUUUGGAUUAACAGCUUAUAUGUGAUUUGAUUUAAGUUAUUUGAUUUUGAGCUGCUUUUUUUUUUUAAGUAUUUCAUUGUUCCACUGCUCUGUACCUACCUCUCCCAAGAGGCUCUCUCUACUUAAAUGCCUCCUAUUAAAAUAGAUUGAAACUGGAAAA